UAGAAACAGUGAUGGCCAGUAGUGAGACUGAGCAGGAGACAGGCAGAGGAGGAGGAGGUUGAGGAAGAGACUAGAGGCAGCCUUUGCCUUUUCUGGUAUAGUCCCAUCCACAGAGAACCAGCAAGGACUCAGAGCGGCACAGGGCGAGAUAUAAGCCAGACAGUGCAGUGAGGCUGAUAUAUGAACUUCAGGCUGACGCCACUGUCCAUGGAGCACAGCUUGGACUCUUCUCAGUGAGAGUUUAAGUCUUUCAUCGUGACAUCAUGGAUGAUGACUUUGACCGUCGUAUGGAGCUGAGGAGGCAGAGGAGGGAGCAGAUGCGGCAGGAGGCUGAAAAGACAGGAACAACAAAUGAAGAGGAGGAAGAAGAAGCUCGUGAGCGGAGGAGACGAGCCAGAGAAGAGAGGAAGAAGAUGAGAGAGACGGAGGACCCCGGAGCCAACGACCAAAUCAUUGACAUCAAUAGUGUGACAGAGACAGAUUCCAGUAAUGGCUCUAACCUCACCUCAGGAAUGGAUGAUGAUCAGGUGUUACUCGAGCGUUUGGCCCGGAGAGAGGAGCGCAGGCAGAAGAGGAUGAAGGAUGCUAGGGAGAGACAGAAGUCUGUAGAGCUAGAGCAGGCCACCCCUGUUGCCAACGGGGACGGGACAGACCAUAAAGCAGAGGAAGAGCAGACUACAGCCCGCAGCAGCACAGAGGCCCAGGUUGAGGAAGAGGAGCCACAGGCACAAGAGAGACAAGCCCAGGAGGAAGAGGAGCUAAACUCAACUCACAAAGAGGAAGAGCAGUCAAAGGAGGAAGAGCAGCAACCCAAAGAAGACACAAGUGCCUCUGCCACUGUAAAUCAGGAUGAUGCAGAGGAAAACCCUGCAGAGACAGAUGCAGGAGAAGAAGAACAGCCUCAGUCAAAAGAUGUGGAGGAGGAAGUAACUCUCAGUGUUGGCCAAGAUGAAGAAGAGAGAGAACAGGAGGAAGGAAGACAGAAAGAGGAAGUAGAGGAAGAGCCACAAAGAGAGGAAGAGGAGCAAAAAAGUCAGGAAGAAGAGGAAGAAAAAAAAACAGAGGAAGAGGAACAGAAAAGACGGGAAGAAGAGGAUGAAAAAAGACGAGCACAAGAGGAAGAGAAGCAGAGGUGGAGAGAGGAGGAAGAACAAAGGAAAGAAGAGGAGAGAAAGAGACAAGAAGAGGAAGAAAGGAUGAGAGAAGAAGAAGAGAGGUUAAAGAGGGAGGAAGAGGAGAGGAGACAAGAGGAGGAGCAGAGGAGGAGGGAGGAAGAGGAAAAACUAAAACGAGAAAUGGAGGAGAAAAAAAAGAAAGAGGAGGAGGAGAGAAGGAAGAAGGAGCUGGAGGCGAAGAAGAAGAAGGAGGAAGAGGAGAGGUUAAAACGGCUAGAAGACGAGAAGAAGAAGAAAAAAGAGGAAGAGGAGCGACGGAAAAAGGAGCUAGAGGAGAAGAAGACGCGAGAGGAGGAAGAGAAGAAGAAAAGAGAAGCAGAGGACAAGAGGAAGAAGGAGGAAGAUGAGAAACGUAAGAAGAUGGAGCUGGAGGAGAAGAAGAAAAAAGAAGAGGAAGAAAAAUCUAAGAAAUUUGGAUUCAAGGAAAAGAAUGAGCCUAAAAAGCUUCAAUCCCCUUUUGAGAGUAAACUUAAGAAAACUGAAAAACCAAGUUUCAGGGAAAAUGUCCCAUCCUCAAAGUCAGAGUCAGAGAAGAAGGAAGCAGAGAGGAAGCUGCAGGAGCUUAAACAGAAACGAAAUGAAGCGGAGAGCGAAGAGAUCGAGAAGAUGAAGCAGAAGCAGCAGGGAGCUGAGGCCGAGCUGGAAGAGCUGAAGAAGAAGAGAGAGGAGAGGAGGAGGAUCCUGGAGGAAGAGGAGAGGCAAAAGAGACAGGAGCUGGAGGACAAGAAGGCUAAAGAACAGGAGGAGAGAAAGAGGAUGAAGGAGGAAAUAGAGAAAAGAAGAGCAGAAGCAGCAGAGAAGAAAAAACAGUUGGAAGGAGAGUCGAACAAACCUGCAUUUGCCAUCAGCCCCAAAGGCUCCUCCAAGAUUGGGGAGAAGGCAGAAUUCCUUAACAAAUCAGCCCAGAAAACCACACCAAGCAGAAUCUCCCAUACCCCGAUUGUUUCCAAGAUUGGCAGUCGACUGGAACAGUUCAACUCUGCCAUACAGGGUCAGAAAGAAGUCAAGUCCCCCAAACCCACUGUGACAGACAUUCCUACAGGAGGAGCUCGGAGCAUCAAGAACAUGUGGGAAAAAGGCAACAUCAGUGGCAACGCUGAGUCCAGUCCAGCUCCUGCCAAUAAAGAGACCUCUGAUAAUAAAGUCAGUGUGCCCGGGCGUCUGAACAGUCGGAUGUCAAAAUCCGCUGAGCCAGAGAAGACAGUUCCCCCUGCAGCCGAAAAGGCAGCAUCACCUCCACCCCAGACAACUCCAGCAAAGCCUGCAGAUGUUAAACCAAGUGAGAGUGCAAACAAACGUGGCAUGUGGGAACCGAAGAAGCCCUCAACACCUGGCAAGUUGGGAGGAGGAGUUAAGAGAUGGUGAGAAUAAAGACCUACAAUAUGAUUGAUGUCAUGAAGCAUUUUAUUCAAGACACCAGUCCAGUACAAAGAUUGGGAUCAUGCAGUCUUGUCUGCUGCUUCUACUACAUUGUCUUCCAUCUAUUCAUCUAUUGUUGAAAUGUGUGUGUGUUUUUUAUAUAAUUUACAGAUGUGUUUAAGAGACAUACAUGUUACCAUGCUUUUGCAUUCAUGAGCCAGUAUCAUCUGUUUUUAGAGAUCACUGCUUUUGAGCACACUCUGGUUAAGGAGGGCUUUUUGAAAUCGCUAGAUUAAGCUACUGCUG
Messenger RNA from Periophthalmus magnuspinnatus, 2840 nucleotides. RefSeq names its product caldesmon 1b (gene cald1b). Gene Ontology annotation, biological process: actin filament bundle assembly; angiogenesis. Gene Ontology annotation, molecular function: actin binding; myosin binding. The transcript has 17 exons. The record is from RefSeq and is a predicted model, not a curated record. Gene Ontology annotation, cellular component: actin cytoskeleton. NCBI's taxonomy places the organism in Eukaryota, Metazoa, Chordata, Actinopteri, Gobiiformes, Gobiidae. Bases 264 to 2540 code for a protein of 758 amino acids.